Molecule: messenger RNA, 2424 nt
Organism: Ogataea angusta
Lineage: Eukaryota; Fungi; Ascomycota; Pichiomycetes; Pichiales; Pichiaceae
Exons: 1
Coding region: 1-2424 (807 amino acids)
Biological process (GO): transmembrane transport
Molecular function (GO): oligopeptide transmembrane transporter activity
Source: RefSeq, a predicted model, not a curated record
AUGCCUAUCCAAGGAGCGAGUGGUGUUAUUGACUAUGAAGCUGAACUAAAGUCUAUCAAGUCCAACAAUACGAAUAAGGACAAGACUCUUGGCAAGGAGGGCGAUGUCGCGUACAAAACUGAGGACCUGCAGGAGGUCGAAAUCCAGUUUGGCGAGCUGGUGCUCGACAAAAACGAGUUCAAGACCAACAAAGAUAUCGUCGACAAGAUUGUCGACUCUUCCGACGACCCUACGAUGCAGGUCUGGACCGUGCGUUCGGUUGUUAUCGGCGGAGGACUGGCCAUCUUUGGUGGUGUUCUGCAGUGUAUGUUCUACUUCAAGCCCCAGACAAUUCUGGUGAGUGGGGUUUUUCUCAUGCUUAUUGCUCACGUGCUUGGAGAGCUCUGGUACAAAUUUAUUCCUUCCAAGGGCUGGCUUAGAUACAUUAAUCCUGGCCCUUGGAACAAGAAGGAGCUCACGUUCGCCACCAUCAUGGCCGGCUCUGCCUCCUCCUGUGCUCUUGCUGUCGAAGUCCUUGCUGUGCAAAGACUCUGGUACAACUCUUCCAUCAACGCUGGUGUUGGUAUUUUCAUUACUUUCUCGUCUCAGCUGAUCGGGUACUCGCUCGUCGGGCUUGGCCUCAAGAAGGCCCUGCUGUAUCCGUCAGAGAUGUUUUAUCCGAACUCGAUCCCGCUCGUGACCACCAUCCACACGCUCCACAACAACAAGGAGAAGACCAAGAAACAGCUCAGAGUUUUCUACUGGUGCUUCCUGGCUAUGUUCUUGUACGAGAUCAUUCCAGAGUGGAUUUUCCCGUGGCUCAUUGGUUUUUCAAUUCCUUGUCUCGCUGCACCAAAAUCGUCUGUGGUGUCCAGAAUUUUUGGUGGCACCAACGGUAAUGAGGGACUGGGCCUGCUCUCCUUCUGCUUCGACUGGAACUACAUCGCCUCGACCGCCUCGCCGCUGACCAUCCCGCUCACCGCCACGGUCAACAACCUGAUCGGCUACUUCCUCUGUAUCAUCGUUUUCUGCGGUGUCUACUACGGAAACGUGUGGAAAUCCAAGAACUUCCCAUUCCUGUCGCAAUCUCUCUUCUACGAGGACUCUGCCCCAGGUAACUACCUCGUGUACAACCAGACCGCUAUUCUCACCAACAAUAUCCUGGACGAGGAAAAGCUUGCUGAGCAGGGCAUCCCUUACAUGACCGGUACCUACACCGUUUACCUCAUUGCUACCAACCUUUCUGUUGGUGCUACCAUCACGCACAUGCUGCUGUUCAACCGCAAAGAGCUGGCUCCUGCCUUUUAUUGGUUCACUGCGCUCAAGAAUUACCUCCGCAACAUCAAGAGCAUCUUCACUCUCGAGACGCUCAAGUUCUGGAAGAACAUCGACAAGGACCCAAGACUCAACUCCGACGGCGUCCUCCCUGACGUGUACAACGACGCCCACAUGAGAGCCAUGCUCAGAUACAAAGAGGUGCCUACCUGGUGGUAUGGAGCCACGUUUGUCCUGUCCUUCAUGGUUGCUCUGGUGUGUCUGUACGAAGGUGACACCGGUCUGCCUUGGUACAUGCUGGUUUUUGCCAUGGCGCUGUCGUACCCAUUGACACUGUUUUUGGGCGGUCUUGUCGCCAUUUUCGGUUUUGGUGGCACCCAGAUGCAGACCGUGGUCCAGAUGAUUGGUGGAUUCUCCAUGCCAAAGCCAUCUCCUCUGGCAAACAUGUACUUCACGCUAUUUGGCUACAAUUCUGUCGGCCAGGCCUUCGCGCUGCUGAACGACUUGAAACUCGGCUACUACGUCAAGCUGCCUCCUAAAGACACAUUUGCUGCGCAGAUGAUCGGAACCGUGAUUGGUGCGAUCUUCAACUACAUCAUGAUGAACUCGAUUGUCGACUCGCAAUUUGACCUCCUCAAAGACAUUGAGGCCACCUCCGUCAUCUGGUCCGGUCAAAACGUCCAGCAGUACAACACCCAGGGUAUCGCUUGGGGUGCCCUGGCUAAGGAGAUGUUCACCAUGGGAAAAACUUACUACAUGGUGCCUUUGGCCCUGGUCAUUGGCCUAGGUCUUCCGUUGCCAUUCUACCUUGGCCACCGCCUGAGACCAACCUGGGGAUUCGACAACGUCAAGACUCCUGUUCUGAUCUGGUACAUUGGCUGGCUCUGUGUCGGUGUGAACUCCUCGAUCACCUCCUUCUUUAUCGCAGCCUUCAUUUCGCAGUUCUAUCUCAGAAAGUACAAGCCUCUGUACUUCAAAAAGUACAACUACAUUGUUGCUGCUGCGCUGAUCGGUGGCUGCCAGGUCGCCAUCUUCAUCCUGUCGUUCACCAUUUUCGGUGCUGGCGGUCCAAACACCACCCACAAUUUCCCAAGAUGGUGGGGCAACCUGAACGGAGCCACCGGCAUAAACGAGAACUUUGACCACUGUCUUUUCACCAACAACGGCUGA